AUGUACAGCGUGGAGGACCUCCUCAUUUCCCACGGAUACAAACUGCCCAAGAGUGGCGCUCCAUCUGCCACGCCUUACGACAAGCGCCCUGCCGACUGCCAACGUGAACUUGUGGAAAACAAGGCUGGCCGGGGGACGCUGAACGGGUAUGAGGUGGACAAGGGGCCCUCAUCUAUCACAGGCAUCUAUGGCACCAGGCAGGCUCUGGUGAAGGCUUUCCCUGCAGACAACGAGAGCGGGGAAAGGAACCUAAGGAGAAAAGAAGUCGGCAUUGGUAUCCUAGGUGAUGCUCCGCUCUUGGGUGAUUCUCUCGCAACAGACAGUGGGUUCUAUGAUGUUCCUAGUCUGACUUACUCAGAGCCAAUAAGCUAUGAUGAACGGGAUAUUUCCUACUGGCGGAGGCGAGGCCAGGACUUCAGCAUCCUGCUGGACUAUGCGGACGGCAGGGAACUAAGGGCCUCGGCUGGAGCAUGGAGGCCACAAGCCCUGAUGACAGCAGAGGAAUAUAGGGCAGAGAGGCAAGCGCAGCAACUAUGGGAGGAUAUUUCCUGGUUAAGAGACCCAGAUGCAGGCCCUGGUCAGCUAAGGGUGACUGAGGAGAGGAAGUGCCAAAGCCUGGGUACAGAGGAGUGGAGGCCUGCUGUGGGCAUGGGAAGGCAGCUGUCAGAUGGGGAUGGGGAAAGGUGGGCUAAGGACCAGUAUCGCCUGCGGACACCUGAGGGUUUUUUCCACCCUAGAACUAAAGCAAAGUCUCAGUCACUACCUAGAGUUUUGCUACCCGAUGGAAAUGACUGCAGAGAGCUUGUACCAUCAAGACCUAGCCUACCUGAUAGGCAAAGGUUAAAUAGCACUGUUUUCUCUGGGCCUUAUAGUAGGUAUGUUUAUGGUGGUGGAAGAAAUGGUUGGGGUAGGAAUGUUGGCCCGAGCAGCCAUGUUGCACUUUUACCAAAGCCCAGGUUCAGUAGGCCUUUAAAACCGCCAUCAUAUGAGAUACACCAGCAGACAAGGGGUAGCGCAGAAAUGCUUGCCAUAGAACAGGGUGCCAAACAAAAAGACAGAUCCAUCUAUUAUCCGAGGGUUAGGGAGCUGAGACAUGACUAUUUCGCACAACACUCUGCCCUCACUGGAAUGGAGCCUCCUGGCUACAUUCCACCCCCUUCAUAUAAAAGAGCCCCACCCCCAAGAGGAGUUUCAUUCCAUCGCAACGAAUUGGCAAACUUAAGAUGGAGGGCAGAAGCUUUGCAAAUGCCCAUCUCAGAUCCUGGAAGGUGGCUUUCCAGACAGGCAAGUGGCUUGUGGUUGGAACAUUAUCAGGAGCGUAGUACGUCCUAUCGAAAACAGGUACAUUCACUGGAAGAACAACCCAGUCUGGCUCGUCAGUUACCCAUUGAAGACCCAAGAGUAAAGCAAAUCUCAGGAGGGCCUAGUGGGACUUCUCUCAUUGACUCAGACAAGAUCCGAAACAUCAACAAGGAUGACUCAGACAAGAUCCGAAACAUCAACAAGGAGAUUCCGCCUGCUAAAACUCUAGGACAAUCUACCCAUGAUAGUGCCUUUCCUCCCCAACAGGGCCCAGCUCCCAACACUGAAACCAACAAAACAGCUCUCAAUGACAAUGACAGCAGUAAUCGACGGUGCAUCAGGGGUAUUAAAAAAAGUGAAAGCGUAGGUCCUGAACAUACUCGUAGUCAUAUUUUUCCUUCAUCUUUUCUCGGUAAACCACCACCACCCCCAUGUAAACCGGUUGACCAGGGUGUCUCUGAAACAACAACAGCAACAACAACAACAACAGAGGUAAAGAAAGUGGAACAACAUGAACCACCAGAGAAAGAAAAGUCCAAAAAUCUGAAAAAGAGACUCAGCGAAACCAUUUUUUGUUUAGUGUCUGUCCCUGUUACUCCUCAGCCCACUAUAAUGAUCCGUGACCAGAAUAACAACAAUGAAAAGUCACCAGACCCUGCAGGCAGUCCUAGCGACAACAAAACUGGUCAUUUAACUAACCAAAGCCUCCAAAGCACAUCAUCAGCUGAAGCUGAGCUGCAGGCUCUAACUGGUAGCAUAGCAAGCAGCAAAACAAGCAGCAGAGCAAGCAGCAAAAUGUUUAAAAAACUGCCCUGUCGACCCCCUAAGAUAAAUCAUUACAAGGAACUGAAGCUGUCAGGAACAUGGCCUGCAAACCAGUAUCGAGAUCAGGAGACACAAACUAGCCCAGAAGCUCGAAAACCCAGCCCUGAGAACAAGGAAGCACAAGAAGACACUGUCCCUCCUGACACUGACGUUGCUACAGACAGUAGUUUAGUGGGUGCUGCCUUCACUUUUCCAAUCAAGGGAGUCAAAAGCCUGAAACUGUCAAGCAACAGCGCCUUCUCUCUGACCUCCACCUUCUCCAGCCAGAUGAAUAAGAGUACACCUCAGUCGCCAGCAGUACCACCCUCAGGAAAUGUGGAGGAGGACGAACCAGCAAACAGUGGGCAAGAACCAUUUGAACCAUUUUUAAUUAAGCCCACAGUACAAAGACCAUGGGAUGCUGUCAAAGAACUGGAAACCAUCAAAAAAGAAAUUCAGGAUCAACAGCAGCAGCAGGUCAGCAAACAACCAAGUGUUGACAAGUGCAUAGAGGACCUCAACGAGGCCUACAAAGACAUCUUGGAGCUAGGCACUGCUGGCAAUAAAGUCCCCAAUGGCUCAGUUCAAAUACCUGAGCGUAUCAAAAUCCGACUGACAUCAGAACCUCUCAACAAGCCCAGCAGCCUUAGGCGCAGUGCUGUAAGCUGGUCUGUUGACCCAGAAUACAGAGAAGUGAAGAGCGCCUUCUCCAGGCCUGCAACAAAGUCUGUAACCUUCAGCAAACAGCUCAGAGAAGAGCUCCCUGUCCCACCAAGAGAGACAGGAUUCAGAGAAUACAGGGUUGUUGCACAUCUUUCACGUAGAAGGAGCAACGAUGGCAGGACAGUGAAACUAGACUUGCCAGAUGAGCCUAUUGAGACGCCGCUUUGUGACUUCAGUCCAACAACGAACAGUACAUCAGCUGAGGUCCCGUGGGCAGAUCGACAGCCCAUGCAAGAUGCCUCUACACUUACUAGUCCUCCAGAUUACGAGGACAUAUGCCAGACUUUGCGUCAAUCUAAAGACACGACCGAUACGAAUAGACCAUCUGGAGGGAAUUCUAGACCCAAUGACAUGGAGCCUCCUCAAGAUCUUGGUGUUGAUUCUGAAGAUGAGUGUCCUAUUUGUAAAAGGGAGCUUGAGAAUCAGAUGAGACAGGGUCCGCUGCCUCCACUUCACGAGGAGAACAGCUCAGACAGCUCAACCACUCAAAAUGGAAGUCCACCACAAUGUGCUGCAUUAGAAAGUCCUUCAGAAGACUCAAAAACCGAGGAGCCAAAUGACUCGAGUUUGAAUCCGUCAGGGCCUGAGCCGUGUGCAGAGACAGUGGAGAAGCCCUCACAGAUGCAAGGAGACAGUGAACAAACAGAAAAUGCUCUGGUGGAAAACUCCAACAGUUCGUGCAUGGAUAAUCCUGCUGAGGGUGAACAUGAAGAUGGAUCUACUGAUGAUCCUUCCUCUGCAUCCACUAUAUUACCAACCGAUCAGCCUGCGAACUCAGAAGUCACGGAGGAACCGUGUGUUAAUGAAACUGUAACUAAAAAAAUAGAUUUAGAAGAGGAACUAAACAGUUCAGGAGAAACACCUGAUACUGGCAAAAAGAAAUUUGUAGCAAAAUGUGAGGGUCAAAGCAACACUUUGCCCAGAGGCCGGAAAGAAAUAGAGAAAAAGUCUGUCUCUGUCCCGGAACUUCGGUUUGGUCUACGAACUCAUCUGGGCCGAGACCAUACAGGGUUGCCUGAGUUUCCACCGGAUAGACUGCCGCUCUCAGUUCCCCCAAACCUGGACCGAAGGUUAUCUCUAAGCUUGGAGGGGGAGAGGAGGACCAGAGGCCCCUCCCAGCGAAUAGAAGCAUUGCAGAACAAACUGGCAAUUUCUCCAGCUCACGUGGCUGCCGAGCGGAUUGCCAGGAUGAGAGAGGUGGACGUCAUAUGUCGAGUGAGGCGCCUGAGCAUCCAGAGUACUGACUCUGGGGAGGGGGAAGCAGAAGGGGAGGGAAAGGAAGUGGACAAGCUCCACGCAGUAUCGCAAGAAGACAAGGAGAACAAUCAGGAGGUCACUCAGUCACAGCAGUG
Messenger RNA from Nematolebias whitei (Rio pearlfish), 4181 nucleotides. RefSeq names its product junctional protein associated with coronary artery disease. Gene Ontology annotation, biological process: positive regulation of blood vessel endothelial cell proliferation involved in sprouting angiogenesis. NCBI's taxonomy places the organism in Eukaryota, Metazoa, Chordata, Actinopteri, Cyprinodontiformes, Rivulidae. The record is from RefSeq and is a predicted model, not a curated record. Gene Ontology annotation, cellular component: ruffle membrane; adherens junction.